AGUACUACAACAAAAAGAUUUUGACCAGUCUUCUCAAUCACACACCCACAUGAAAAACAUAAAAGAAAAUAAAUCAAACUAUCCCCAAAACUUAAACACACACUACACCUAUCCCCACCUCAAGACAAUCCCUUUCUUCUCCCCUUUCUCCAACACCUACCAAAAGCCUCUCUCUCUCUACACUAAUCUCUCUCUACACUAAUCUCUCUCUAGUUCUUGAUUUUUUCAAGAUUAUUUCAAGAAAAAAAAAAACAUGGCUGACCAAAGUGGUGGGUUGGUUAUGAUGAGAGAGUACAGAAAAGGUAAUUGGACUCUAAACGAGACCAUGGUCCUCAUUGAAGCCAAGAAGAUGGAUGACGAGAGGCGGAUGCGACGGUCCAUUGGCCUUCCACCGCCGGAGCAGCAACAAGACAGCCGUAGUAGUAAUAAACCAGCUGAGCUACGGUGGAAGUGGAUAGAAGACUACUGUUGGAGAAAAGGCUGUAUGAGGAGUCAGAAUCAGUGCAAUGACAAAUGGGAUAAUCUCAUGAGAGACUACAAAAAGGUUAGAGAGUACGAGAGACGAAGGGUAGAAUCGUCUUUUACCGCCGCUGAGUCGUCUUCAUCUUCAGCUGCUGCUGCCGCCGCCUCUGCUGGGGAUACGCCGUCGUACUGGAAGAUGGAGAAAAGUGAGAGGAAAGAGAGAAACUUGCCGAGUAAUAUGUUGCCUCAGACAUACCAAGCUUUGUUCGAAGUGGUUGAGAACAAAACGCUGCCUUCUUCCACCGCAGCAACCGCCGUGACCGCUGCUGUUGCUGCCGCUAUUGGAAGUGGAAACGGUUCGGGCGGUGGACAGUUACAAAAAGUGUUACAACAACAAGGUUUAGGAUUUGUUGUUCCAAAAGUACAUCAAAUCAUUCAUCAGCCUCCUCCUCCUCCUGCUGCUGUUAUAGUAUCCCUUCCUCCGCCACCGUCUCAACCACCGCCGCUGCAGCCGUUACCACGACCACUACUUCUGCCACCGCCUCCACCGCCUUCUUUUCAUGCUCAGCCAAUACUGCCCACAAAGGAUAGUAGUAGCUCAGAUUCUGAUACAAGUGAGUAUUCAGACACAUCUCCGGCGAAGAGAAGGAGAACAAUGCCGACCACAACCGCCGGUCCUAGUGGUGGCGGUGUAGAAGCGGAGGAGGCUAGACGCAGUAAGAGAGAUGAAGAAGAGACGACAGUGGCAGCUGCGUUAUCAAGAAGUGUGACUGUGAUUGCAAACGCGAUUAGGGAGAGUGAGGAGAGACAAGAUCGGAGACAUAAGGAAGUGAUGAGUGUACAAGAGAGGAGACUAAAGAUGGAAGAAUCUAGUGUUGAGAUGAACAGAGAAGGCAUGGAUGGAUUAGUGGAAGCCAUUAAUAAGCUAGCGAGCUCCAUUUUUGCCUUAGCUUCUUCUUCAUCAUCUUCAUCUGCUCGCCAUAAUAAUCAACAUCAAGGAGGUCCACCAUAAUAUAUAACUUGAAUAAUUGUUAUGUAGUUAAUUUGAUUAGGGAAGUGAUUAAAUCGUGGAGAGUGAUGACCGGAGUACAUAAAUUGAUAUUUGAAGUCUUAAUAUUGUUUUUUCACUAUCAAAUGUUUUUUAAGUAAGUGAAAUUUGUUGAUU
Messenger RNA from Camelina sativa (false flax), 1627 nucleotides. RefSeq lists its product as uncharacterized. NCBI's taxonomy places the organism in Eukaryota, Viridiplantae, Streptophyta, Magnoliopsida, Brassicales, Brassicaceae. The record is from RefSeq and is a predicted model, not a curated record.